Drosophila suzukii is the source of this 7991-nucleotide messenger RNA. The record is from RefSeq and is a predicted model, not a curated record. NCBI's taxonomy places the organism in Eukaryota, Metazoa, Arthropoda, Insecta, Diptera, Drosophilidae.
CUGCCUGACUGUUGCGGAGGAAAUCCCUGCACUUGACUCGUCGUCGACGGGAUAAAGUCAUUUGUGGGCUGCUGCCGACGUCGCUGCUCCGCGAAGGAUAUGGCCUCCGAAAAAGCCGCCCCGUGUUGUCCUGGACGUUGUUUUUUGUUUUCGGAGAAAGCGGGGUGUCGACGAGCGGAUGGCGACCUUCAGUGCGCCGACUCCCUGACUGUUAUACUGUAAUACGUACACCCCGUUGGGGGUUGGGAAUACCAUAAUUUCACUUCGGCUUUUACUCCGAAAAACGGCAACGACGGCGACUGCGACGUCGACUGCAAUUUUCAGUGCGUUCGAAAGUUCGACAACUUUGGAAAACUGUCAGUUGGCAGCGAACUUAGAACAGGUAGAGACGCACGUUCCGCCUGGAAAAUCGGUACAAAACGGAACAGGCUAGAAAGGAACACACAACAACACAACUCCCCGAAAAACUCCCCUUCAAUAUUGUAUUUGUGUGUAUAUUGGGGGUAUAGGAAAAGCCGAAGGUUCUACUGUUGGUUGUUGUUGUUCCCCGUUGGCUGUGUGGGGUUCGGAAAACGUGCGUCGACGUCGACAGCGACUGAAAAACGGCGACUGAAACGGCGACGAUGUAAAAUUUUAUUACCCCAAACGCAUCGAGCAGUCGGGUUUUGGACGUCCGGACUUCACCGCCGCCUCGCUGCGACGCCAGACUUUUAUUGCAGCUGCCAUAUAGAGUGGGUACAAUUCCAUGGUCAGGCCCGGAGAUCCCAAAAAAAAAAAAAAAAACUUUCUGAAGACGGACACAAACUUUUUCCAGAGUGCGGCAUAAAAGUGCAAAAGUUUUUGUUCGCAGCGCCCACAAACUAAAAGAAAAACUUCGCCGCCGCGCAAAAAACCCCCUCUCUCUAAAAAAAAAAACAAAAACAAAACAAAAAGUAAACCCAGUGCAAUGCAAUGCAAGCAGAAACCCAGAAAUAUAAUAAACAAAUACUGAAAAGUGCGUGGUCUAUUUGAAAUCGAGUAUACGCCCCGUUAGCCGGCUUAAGUUUAACGGAAACUCUAAACAUUCGACGAUAUCACCGCCGUCGCGUUGACAAAAACGGAGCUGAAGAGCCGGAAAAGCCGCAAGAGCUGGGAGAGUUGGAAAAGCUGCAUAGCCACCGGGAAAAUGGCGCUUUCCAAGCGGCCCCUCACAAAGGACACGCCCCUGUCCGAAAGCAAUGGCAACCACACCAAUGGCAAUGAUCACGAGACCUCCAUCAAGCGGCGCAAGCGUUGCAGCCGCGACGAGGACUCCAAUCUGAACAUCAAUAACAACAAUAAUAAUAAUACAAAUAACAAUAAUAAUAAUAACAAUAACAACAACUUGCCACAGAAGAAACGCAAACAGGGCGGUCACAUUGCUGACAGUCCGGACAGUCCCACCUGCCCAUCCUUGCCCGCUCCCUUGGCCAAAAGCAACACGGAUGCGGACCAGGACGAUGAGACCCUCAUCCGGGAAACGCAGGCCGCACUGAAAAGCCUCUCCGGCAGUUGGCCCGACUCCCGCGGCAAUCUGUAUCGGCUGCAGGAACAGGACGAGAAUCCACCGCCCUUCCAGAAUCUUUUCGAGGAGAAGCAAAAGUAUGAGGCCAUCAGCAAUCCUUGCCAUGCCAUCCAAGCCAGCUCAACAAAUCCAAAUCCCACGCUCUUCUCACGUUUCCACAGACAAAAGGAGAACGACCAGGCGCGCCUGAAUGCCAGUGGUUUGGAGGGACGUGGCAAGAUCAAGGAUCUGGAUGCGGAUGUGGAUGCCGAUGCCGAUGCAGAACUGGAGGAUACCUCAUCAUCGGCCUCCGGUCAAGGGGUCUAUGCCCAGGCGGCAUCGGCCUUCAAGCCACCGAUUGACAUUAUUAAACGGAACUAUGUGGCCGCCGCUCAUGCCCAUUAUAGUGCUUAUAAUGCGGCCGCUGCAGCGGAAUCAGCAGCGGGAUUGGCCUAUUAUGGUUAUGCCGCUGCCGCCGCCGCCAGUCAACAGCAACAGCAACACCAGCAGCAGCAACAGCAACAUCUCAGUACCGCCUUCGAUAUUGCCAGCCAGCUGGGCGAGAAGCCGCGUCCAAAGGAACCCAUGGCCGAUGGCAAACAGUACACGAUCCUCCAGCCGGCGGGCAUUGGAAGUCGGGCGGCAUCUGUGAUGCAGGAUAUUGCAUCGCGUGAGGGCGUUGUGGGCGUACCGCUCGUGGCCACGCCCCCAACGACAGCGGCGGGCAGUCCAGUGGCAGCCCUACCAGCAGCCGGACCUUCGACUCCUUCGACACCGGCGCCCAGUUAUUCGCCGGGUAGCCAGAAUCGCGAUGGCGCCAAAUGCCCCACGCCACAUUGUAUGGGCCAAGGACAUGUCACCGGAUUGUAUUCGCACCAUCGCAGUUUGUCAGGUUGUCCGAAGCGCGAUAAAGUCACCACAGAAUUGCUGGCUUUGCACGAGCAGAUCCUGAAAUGCCCCACGCCCGGGUGCAACGGUCGUGGCCACGUGCAGCCGCAUCGCAGCGUGCACCGCAGCCUCUCCGGCUGUCCGCGGGCCGUAAGGCGCUCCGGCGGAACCAGCCGCCGUCCGGGAGCAGCACCACUAGCAUCAACAGCAGCCGAUUUGGAUAAACAUGAGAAGGAACUGCAUCCGCUGGACAAACUGAAGCUGGCCUCCAAUCACUAUCUGAACAAUAACAACAGCAACUGCAUCAACAACAACAGCACGAAAUCUCUGAGUGGCGCCCCAACGAUGCCAAUUAUCAAAUCUGAAUACAGUCCUGUAGCCAGUAUUAAAUCGGAGUAUAAUAAGAGCCCCAUGCACUCGUAUCUCUCGGGGGAUGCGGCCACGCCCGCUCCCACCGCCCCCUCGUCGGCGAGUGCCGCCCAAGCGCCGCGUUCCGGUUCGGCGAGCGGUACAGCGGCCUCAAAUGGUGAGAACAACCUGCAUGCACCGCAUCUGAGUCGCUUUGUGGGUCUCCAGAGUCCGCCGCAUCAGCCACAUCUCAAUCCUCAUGGCCACCACCAGCAGCAACAGCAACAACAGCAACAGCAACAGCAGCAGCAACAGCAACAGCAGCAGCAACAGCAGCAGCAACAACAGCAGCAGCAGCACACGUUGCAUCAGCAGAGGGGACCCUUUAUAGAGGGCAAUGAUGUGCCCGAUCCCUCGGCCACUUAUCACUCGGAACACCAGCAACAGCAGCAGCAGCAACAGCAACAGCAGCAACAGGCCGACGAGCGACAGCAACAAUAUGAGCAAAUGCGAUAUGCCCAGAGUCAUGUGACCGUCGGUCCUGGUGGUGAAUUAAUGGCACCCAACGGAGGGGAACUAUCGCCGGGCACGGCGAGAAGCGCCUAUGAAGCGCAUCCAGGACAUCCGCAUCCACACCCCGGACAUCCGCAUCCACAUCCGCCCGUCUCGCUGAGCUCCCUCAGCUCGCCAGCCUUUACGGUGGAUGCCGUGACGGCAGUCAGCGGUGCGGGCUUCGAGCGGUACGAUCCCAGCGGCGUCUGUUGUCCCAGCAACGGUCAAAGGUCAACGGCGGCCACAGCGGCGACGGCAGCGGGCGCCUCGGCGGCAGCGGCUGCCUAUCAUUAUCUGCCCCAAACCACCGACGAGAUGCAGGCCCAACAGCAGAAGUAUCUGCAGGAGCAGCAACUCAUGCUGGCCAAGGCCGAGCACGAGGAGUUGGCCAACGGAGGUCAGCCCCUAUACCCGCGGCCCAUGUAUCACUAUGAUCCCACAAUGGGCCCACUGCCGCCGGGCUUUUCUGCCAUCAAUCUCUCGGUUAAAAUGGCCGCCGCUCAGGCAGCAGCUGCAGCAGCCGCCUACCAAAAUCAGCAGCAGCAACAACAGCAGCAGCAGCAACAGCAACAGCAGCAACACCACCAGCAACAGCAGCAACAACAGCAGCAACAGCAGCAGCACGGCAAGCAGAGCAGCUCGCCCGCCCCCAAUGUGGGCGGUGUGCCGGCGGUGGAUCUCAGUGGUUCCACCUCGGUGACGAGCAGCAGUCCGCACGGUUUCAAUUCGCCAGCCUCGCACAACCAGUAUACCGCCCAGCGGAUGGGCAACGGCAGUCCGCAGCCAGGAGCCAGUCCGAACAUAGCCAGUCCCCAGGUGCCCAGCCCCCAGGGACAGACGCUGGACCUCAGCGUCACCCGUUUGCCCCACAGCAUUAUUACGAGUCCGCAAUACGGCGCCGAUGGCCUGGUGGUGGGUCAUGCUCAGGGUUUCGUGAGUGGGGCGACAGGACCCCUGGGUCCAGGCAAUGGUGGACCACCACGGUCGCCGCAAAUGGAACCGGUAGACUUCAGCGGGCCUCCAAGACCCCUGGGCUUCGGCCUGGUGGGACACAUCAGCGGUCCGCGACCCUAUAGCCGCGAAUCCACGCCGGAUAGCGGCGGCUCUCAUUAUAUCGAAACGUAUCGGGAUCCCAGUGGAUACUCACCGCACCCCGGCUAUGGGAUGGUGGUCCAAUCGGACUAUCCGCCAGCUGGAUACCACGGCUACGGUCCAGCUGCAUACCAAUGCAGUAAUCCAUACGCCACCGCCGUCGGACCCGGUGGCUAUCCCACGCCCGUUUCCGGCGGAUACUCGCCCAGUCCGGCCACCUGCUACUCGAUGCCACCGCCACAGCACAUCCCGCAGCACGACAAGUCCAAGGACGGAUUGACGGGCUGCUCGCGCUCGGACCGCAAUCAUCUGCAAUCGCACUCGCAGGAGCUCAAGUGCCCAACACCCGGAUGCGAUGGCUCUGGACACGUGACGGGCAACUACUCCUCACAUCGCAGCCUCUCAGGCUGUCCAAGAGCCAACAAACCGAAGAGCAAGCCACGCGAUGGUCAGGAUUCGGAACCCCUUCGCUGUCCCAUUCCAGGAUGCGAUGGUUCCGGCCAUUCCACCGGCAAGUUCCUCUCCCACAGAAGUGCUUCGGGCUGUCCGAUUGCCAAUCGGAACAAGAUGCGCGUCCUGGAAGCCGGCGGCACUGUGGAGCAGCACAAGGCCGCUGUGGCAGCUGCCACGGCCAUGAAGUUCGAUGCCUGCACCACGGUGGGCAGCCAGGGCAUCAAGAAGCCCAAGUUCGAUGAGGUCACCAUGGUCUAUCCCAAGGGUUAUACAGGCGGCAGCGGUUUGGACAUUGUCAUGGGCGGCGUGGGGAGCAGUGUCGGCGUGGGACUCGGUCUGACGGGGUCACUCGGCAUCGGGGUCACCAGUAGCAGCGGCAGCAGUACCGGUGGCAAUAAUAACACGAACAACAGCGGCGGCAGCGGCAGCAACUCCAGCGGUACCGAAAAGAAUCCAUCUGGCGGUGGUACCUCCUCGGGAGCCAAUGGCAGCGAUGAUCUAAACACCCUGGAGGCCGAGAUAUCGGAACUUCAGCGAGAGAAUGCACGUGUGGAGUCCCAGAUGAUGAGGCUCAAGUCCGAUAUCAAUGCCAUGGAGUCGCAGCUGAGCACCAGCGAUCGGGAGGCUUCUCCACUGAGCGGUCAUCAGCAGCAACAGCAGCGUUCCUCGGUGGCUUUGGCCUCGCCCAGCGGUCAAUCGCCAUUCGCCAGUGUCAGUUCCACCAGUGGCACAUCUAGUGGAGCCGUGUCCAGUGGACCCACCACGAAUGGCAGCGGGAACGGGAACGGGAAUAACAACAUCAACAGCUCUGCCACCAAUGCCAACGAUCUGAACCACUCGAUCAGCAAUUUGGCACCGAGUUCGGGGAGUAAUCCCAACCAGCCCAUCGAUGGUGUGGGCGCCCCACCCAAUACCAAUCUGAAUAACUACUAUGAGAGCCUGAGGAACAAUGUGAUCACGCUGCUGGAGCAUGUGCGUCUGCCGCCACCGCCACCACCGCCUGGCGGGGCCACGCCCGGUUCCUCGGGGGCCUCGGUGGUUCAUGGCCUAGACAAUGUGUGUGGUGGUGCCGGUGGUCAAUUGGUGGGUGGAGAGCACUCAGCGGCGGCCUAUUCCACGCUCCUGCCGCCGCCACCACUCCCGUCCUCGGGUGGUGCUCCAUCUGCCGGUGGUGGUGCUGGUAUGUAUGGGGGUGGUGGUGCUGCUGGCGCUGGUCUUCAUCAGGGAGCCGGCUCAGGCAACAGCGGUGGCUUGGGAUCUGGCGGAGCUGUAGGACCGCCUCCAGUGCCGCCACAUCAUCAUCCCUACACGGUGCAUCAUCCCGUCAGCUAUGCACAUCCGCACGCCCAUCCGCAUGCACAUCCGCAUCCCCACGAGCACUUCGACUCGUAUAUCUCGAAACUCCAGUCGCUGUGCGUACCCCCCGAUGUAUAUGCCCUGCCCGAAGAUACGGAACGACCCGUCUACAACUCGGUGAAGCCCACAAUGCACCAGGACUAUGGCAAACUGAUGCCGACACCCAUCUAAGAACGCUGAGAAUCAAAAGCCCAACACUGGUGACCCCAACAUUAGAGCCACAUCCCGUCCAGGGCUCAAAAAAACAAGUGUAAAUACUUAAAUAAAAGAAGUGAGAUGUAAGAGCUAAGGGGUUAAACUGGCGUUAUCCAUAGGCCUGACUUCAAGGCAGACUAUACAAGUUACAAGUGGGACAGAGUGUCGGGGUCACCCACCCGUGCAUCCUCGAUGCCCCAUUAGGUUAUACAUAAAGCUAGUUAUUAGGCAUAGAAACAUAGCCAGUUGGUCGGGACGAAGCAAGUCCCAGGCUUAUUAUUUAGAAACGUUCCACAUCCUAGAUCCUAGACGCUUUCGUCGUGUGUUGAUAGCAACUCUGUAAAAAAACAAGAAAGGAAAACCAAACAUAAGUGUGUAAUUGGAUUAUGAAUUUCAAUUUUUUUUUUGUCUGUAUCAAAUACUAAAACUAGAAGUUAUAGAAAUCGAUAUAUAUAUAUAUAUAAAUGGAAAAGCAAACCCCAAGUAUAUGUUUAAAUGUAGGGCAUUUGUUUGGUGUUAAUGUCUGGUCAAUUUUUUGCAUACGGAACGCAAGAUGUUCGCAACUACUUAAUAGCCCCUCCCCAGUUCCACGUAGUACCCUCUAGCCCAUAUCCCUCGCAGGCUAAGUUUAGUUUAGUGGCAAAGUCGAACACCAAAUGUGGAAAAACGAAGUAAAAUACAACAUUACAUGCAAAUAUAAUCAGUACUAUACUUAGUGGAUGUAAUCGUACGAUAUUUUUUUUGUUUUUUUUUUGUGUAAUUGUAAUAUUAAAAUGUAAUAGUAAUAUCAAGCGAAUAUCUAAAACUAUAAUGGCUAAGUGUGUGAAAGAGAAGUGAGAACUUUGGGUUACGGGGCGGUAAUACAUACAUAUAAUCGGGAAAAUAAAGCACGCGUACAUAUGCAGAUUAUAUCAGUAUGUGUGUCUAUGUGUGUCUGCUUCUCUGUAGGAUCGUAAGUUUUAAUGUUACCCCUUACGAAAACGGGCAAGAGGCAUUAACCAGAACCCAGAAAAAAAUGAAAUCGUAAAGAUAGAUUAAAAUUCAGUGCAAUACAUUCAACCAAUUGAAGGCAAAGCGAAAACCAAAAUCGUAAUAAACUAAUUGUGUAAGCUUAAGUAAACAAAGUAGUUGAACAGAAAGUCACGUUUUUUUUUGUAUCGUCAUACGUCUAAACUUAAACUUAACUAUAACUAAAUAAUACAAAAAUAAAUGGUAGAACGGAGAAGGAAACCCCAAAACCGCAAGGUAAUUUAGACGAAUUUUAAAAAAUAAAAAACCAAAUCGAAAAAGUUUAAAACAAAAAAAAUGAAUGGCAAAGACGGAAGGGCGAAAGAGUAUGAAAAUAAAUAGCAGGCUUAACAAAAAUCAUUGUACUAAAUGAAGUAAUACAUAACGAUGAUUAAAAUAAUUACACUAAACUAAAUAUAAAUCUAAAAUAUAUAUAUAUAAUAUAAUAUUGUAUUGUAUGACAAGAAAAAAAUUCUGUAAUUUACAACCGAAAAAUAUUUUAUGUGAUCAUUGUCUUUUUUUUUAAUAUUACAAGAAAUAAAUAAUUCGAAUACCAAAUAAAGGAUAUACACAAUAA